Ceratitis capitata (Mediterranean fruit fly) is the source of this 3777-nucleotide messenger RNA. It is a transcript of the gene l(2)gl, whose product is annotated as protein lethal(2) giant larvae. Gene Ontology annotation, molecular function: GTPase activator activity; myosin II binding; syntaxin binding. NCBI's taxonomy places the organism in Eukaryota, Metazoa, Arthropoda, Insecta, Diptera, Tephritidae. Bases 1 to 3531 code for a protein of 1176 amino acids. Gene Ontology annotation, biological process: regulation of establishment or maintenance of cell polarity; cortical actin cytoskeleton organization; regulation of Notch signaling pathway. The record is from RefSeq and is a predicted model, not a curated record. Gene Ontology annotation, cellular component: cortical actin cytoskeleton; plasma membrane; cytoplasm. The transcript has 10 exons.
AUGUUAAAAUUUAUACGUGGAAAAGGUCAACAACCAUCAGCGGAAAGACAACGAUUGCAGAAGGAACUUUUUUCAUAUAGAAAGACAGUACAGCAUGGAUUUCCUCACAAACCGUCCGCCGUGGCCUACGAUCCGAUAUCUAAACUAAUGGCCAUUGGAACCCAAACGGGUGCUAUCAAAGUGUUUGGCCAACCUGGUGUGGAAUUCUACGGACAGCACACUCUUAUCAGCAAUUCAGCCGCUGAACUCAAUGUGCAGCUAUUGGAAUGGGUGUACGGGACGGGCCGUGUUUUGUCAUUGACUGCCUCCAAUCACCUAAUUCUUUGGGAACCGGUUGGCGCAACAUUGGUUGCCAUCAAAACAUUACCUUUUGAUGGAAAACUGAAGAAAGUUUCAUCGCUUUGUUGUUCGUUAAAUAAAGAUAUUGUUUGGAUUGGUACUGAAGGUGGUAAUAUAUAUCAAUUCGAUUUGAAUUCAUUCUCAAUUCGCGAGCCGGUUAUUUAUCAUGAUAUUGUGUUGGAACAAGUACCACCCACAUACAAGCUAAAUCCAGGUGCUAUUGAAUCGAUUCGUCAGUUACCGAAUGCGCACAAUAAAUUGUUGAUUGCAUAUAAUCGUGGAUUGUGUGUUUUAUGGGAUUUGGAAACAUCUGCAGUGAUACGCGCGUACAUUGCGCCCGGUCAUGGUCAAAGUGUUGGACUGUUUGUAAAUGCGGAUGGCACACAAUUCACUUGGUAUCAUGCAGAUGGUUCGUACGCCUCGUGGAGUUUGACAAAUGCUGAAGCGCCGAAAAAUGUCAAUUACGUACCAUAUGGACCAGAUCCUUGUAAAAGCAUUAAUCGGCUUUAUAAAGGCAAUCGAGGUACCGCUGAAGUCGUUAUAUUUUCUGGUGGCAUGCCACGUUCAGCAUAUGGCGAUCAUAACUGUGUAUCUGUGCAUGCAAGCGACGGCAAUAAGGUGUGUUUGGACUUCACAUCGAAAGUUAUCGACUUUUUUGUGACAUACCAAAAUAAUACCGAUAACGUCCAAGUACUUGUCGUACUAUUGGAAGAAGAGUUUUGUGCCUACGAUUUAACUGAUAGCAAAGUUCCUGUUAUUAAAGCACCAUAUUUACAUUCAGUGCACGCCUCGGCUGUGACAUGCAAUUACCUUGCAUCGCAAGUUAGCCAGGAAGUCUACAACAAAAUCGUGCAUGCUGGAGAGGAACAAGAUGCUGAUUGCAGCCACAUAGAAUGGCCCAUAAAUGGUGGCAUUUUGGAUGAGGAAGUGCCUGACGAUAUCGACAAUGAGGAUGCGCGUUUAUAUGAAAUAUUGUUGACUGGUCAUGAGGAUGGCUCUGUCAAAUUUUGGGAUUGCACUGGCGUCGUACUGAAACCACUUUACAAUUUUAAGACCGCGCUAUUAUUUGGGCAUGAAAAUCAAGAUGAUAUACCGGCAGAGUCCUCAGAACCCGUAGAUGAGUCGGAACCACCAUUCCGAAAAUCAGGUCUAUUCGAUCCAUAUUCCGACGAUCCCCGUUUGGCGGUUAAAAAAAUAGCAUUGUGUCCCAAAACCGGUCGACUUAUUGUUGGUGGCACUGCUGGACAAAUCGUUAUUGCAAAUUUUGACAACGGCGAGAAUGACAGUGCACCACUGAAAGCAAGUUCGAUGAAUUUGGUUAGCGAUCGUGAUGGUUUCGUCUGGAAGGGUCAUGAUCAGUUGACUGUACGUGCAAAUCUGCUUGAUUCCGAUGCGGAGCCCGUAGGCGAUGUUGGUGUUGAAAUAACGGGUGUGUUACAAGUUCUUCCACCUGCAAGCAUAACCUGUUUGGCUCUGGAAGCGAAUUGGGGCUUAGUAGCUGGUGGCACUGCACAUGGUCUUGUUUUAUUUGAUUUCAACACUUUCCUACCAGUUUUUCAUCGAUGCACUCUUAAUCCAAAUGAUUUAACGGGUGCUGGUGAGCAAUUAUCACGCCGUAAGUCAUUUAAGAAGUCUUUGCGUGAAUCAUUUCGUAAACUUCGUAAAGGACGCUCCACGCGAAACAAUCCAACACAGGUGGCAACAACAUUGGAAUCGCGUCCGAUUGAACGGCAAGUGGAAGCUCGUUCAACCGACGAUGGCAUGGGCUCUAUGGUGCGCUGUUUGCAAUUCGCAAAGACAUUUAUAACCAACGUGAAUAUAACUUCGCCCACCCUAUGGUCAGCUACAAACUCGAGCACAGUAUCAGUUUUUCUUUUGCAUUUACCAGCUCCUCUAACUGCUGCUACUAAUAUACCACCAGUCAGCGGUAAUGCCGCCGCAACUACUGCGGCCACACAACCACGACGAGUUUCAGCACAACUGGCAAAAGAAAUACAACUAAAACAUCGUGCACCUGUCGUUGGUAUUGCUAUUUUCGAUCAACAUGGCUAUCCGGUGGAUCAGCAAAGUAAUAGUAGUGCUGUUUCACCACCACAUCGUUUGUUGAUCGCAUCCGAAGAACAAUUUAAAGUUUUCUCACUGCCACAAUUGAAACCAAUCAAUAAAUAUAAGUUAACAGCAAACGAAGGAGCACGUGUACGACGUAUACACUUUGCAUCAUUUUCAUGCCGCUUACCGUCUGAUUUACUGGCGCACGGCGUGGGUGGUAGUCCGUCCAAAUCGAUUUCAACACGUUCACAAGAGAAUGCCCAAGAUGUAGCUAAUACUAGCGCCAAUAACACAAGUGGAAGUGUUGGAGCAGAUGCACGUUUGUAUCAUGAAAUGGCAUUACUUUGUCUAACCAAUAUGGGCGAUAUAGUGGUACUUUCUGUACCUGAAUUAAAACGCCAAUUGAAUGCUGCAGCUGUCAGGCGCGAAGAUAUUAAUGGCAUUUCGUCGCUAUGCUUUACAAAUGGUGGCGAAGCAUUAUAUAUGCUCUCUUCUUCUGAAUUGCAACGCAUCUCUUUAUCCACUACAAAAGCCGUAACACCACAAGGUGGCAUCGAAGUGGAAGAAUUGGUUAAUGAAGAGCAAGACAAUCCGGUUGACGAUGCGAAUAGUGUUACCGAAGAGAAUCAUGAACACAUUGACGCCACAAGUUCAACUUCAACGCAUUCGAACGACCCGAGCCGGAAAGAUCGCACAAAACCGCUCGAAGUCGAUAUCGAUCAGCUAAAGGGUGGUGUAACACUAACGAAUGGCGUUAAUUCGACAACUGAGAGUAAUUCUCCUAAUCGUGCCAACGAAACGAUCACCAGUUCAGUAGGUGACAUUACUGUUGAUUCUGUGCGAGAUCAUCUAAACGCCACUACAACAACAUUAUGCACUACCACAACUGAAGAAACUGUCGGACGACUCUCUGUAUUAAGCACGCAAACUAAUCAAACUUUGACCAGUGCAAAUAUGAAGGAUGUCACCGAUUUCAACAUACCGAAUCUUAUGGAUUUGGCUCCUUUAAGCAAUACAACCGAAACUAAUAGCAGCUCUGUGGUUAUCAAAUCUAUUAUUACUAGUAUUUCACAUGAAAAGACUAAUGGAGAAACGGAAACAGUUACAACAAAAACCACACAACGAGAAGAAAGUCAAUUUUAAAACCAAACUGAUAAAAUUUACUGCAUAGAAGGAAUGUCCACUCAAAAAAUCAGCAUGGCGAAUGCAUUCAAAAUAAUUUUUCACUGGAAAAUUAUUAAAUCGCCUUUGUUUUUGCAAUAUCAUUUUUUUUUUUUAAUUUUAGCAAUGCUUAUCUUUUAACUUUUAUAAGGAAUUUCCGCAAAUAUCCGAAUAACUGAACUAUUCUAUUUAUGCAUCUGUCAUUUUAGCUUGUAAGUUUUUUUUUAA